AUGGAUCCGGUUACUGCAUCCAUCCACGGUCACCAUCUUCCUCCACCCUUCAACACCCGUGAUUUCCAUCACCAUCUCCAGCAGCAGCAGCUGCAUCUCAAGUCGGAGGACGACCAUGGCGGCGGCUCUCCGUUCGGCGGCCACGGCACCAAGCACGGCCACGAGGAUGACGAGAACAGUGGCAACGGCAACGGCAGCGGCGGUGAGCUUGCUCUGAUUUCCCCUUCAGGUGGCGGACUGCAGGAUGGAGGUGAGAACGGAUCGCGCCGACCGAGGGGCCGCCCGGCCGGGUCCAAGAACAAGCCGAAGCCUCCAAUCAUCAUUACGCGGGACAGCGCUAACACGCUCCGGACGCACGUCAUGGAGGUCGCGGGCGGGUGCGACAUCUCCGAGAGCAUCACGGCGUUCGCCCGCCGCCGGCAACGCGGGGUCUGCGUGCUGAGCGGCGCGGGCACCGUGACCAACCUCACGCUGCGGCAGCCUGCCUCGCAGGGCGCGGUUGUCGCCCUCCACGGCCGGUUCGAGAUACUCUCACUGUCUGGCUCCUUCCUACCCCCUCCAGCACCACCGGAAGCCACAGGGCUCACCGUCUACCUUGCCGGCGGGAAGGGGCAGGUGGUGGGCGGCACCGUUGUCGGCUCGCUGACCGCUGCGGGGCCGGUGGUGAUAAUGGCAGCUUCCUUCGCGAACGCUGUCUACGAGCGAUUGCCGUUGGAGGAAGACGAGUUGCUUGCAGCGCAAGGGCAGGCAGACAGCGCCGGGAUGCUGGCUGCGGGGCAGCAAGCAUCUCAGAUGGCCGGCGGAGACGUGGAUCCAAGCCUCUUCGAAGGGCUGCCACCGAACCUCCUCGGCAACGUGCAGCUCCCGCCUGAAGCUGCCAGCUACAGAUGGAACCCAGGCACAGCCGGUGGCCGCCCGUCACCGUUCUAA
Molecule: messenger RNA, 930 nt
Organism: Triticum turgidum subsp. durum (durum wheat)
Lineage: Eukaryota; Viridiplantae; Streptophyta; Magnoliopsida; Poales; Poaceae
Source: the annotation of a GenBank genome assembly